Messenger RNA from Ceraceosorus bombacis, 976 nucleotides. Lineage: Eukaryota; Fungi; Basidiomycota; Exobasidiomycetes; Ceraceosorales; Ceraceosoraceae. The record is from the annotation of a GenBank genome assembly.
AUGUCGUUGUGCACAAUGAGGUAAGCUGCUAAAUGCUCUCUAGCUGCUUACAAGUGCUUCCCACUGCUUCCUGCUGGUCGCACAUCAGGAAAUCUGAGCUCAUCACAUUCCCUACCCACAGGCUCGCCGAAGAGCGGAAGCAGUGGAAGAAGAAUGGUAUUUACGUGAGUAGCUCUCGUAGCCUGUGAGGUACAUCCCCUUCUCUCGGACAGCCUACCAACUGGGCUGCACUCGAUGCACCAGGGAUUCUAUGCGCGACCGGUGAAGAAGGAGGAUGGGACCUUGAACUUGCUAGAAUGGGAUGUCGGCAUCCCCGGCAAACCAGACGUGAGUAAAUAGCUCGAAGAGGUAGAGAAACGUGACUGUACACAGAUCUGACGCCUGCCUGCCUUGGCGCUCUCAGACACCUUGGGCUGGAGGAAUGUAUACGCUCAAGAUGAUCUUCCCAGAGGAAUACCCUGCCAAGCCUCCCAAGUGUGAGCAGCGGCAAGCUGUACGAGCGGCAAAGUCUCUCUUAAUCCCGCUGACAAACCUCGCAAAUAUCCGAUUGCUGUCGCAGGCAAGUUCACUCCUCCUCUAUUCCACCCAAACGUGUUCCCGAGCGGUACAGUGUGCCUUUCCAUUCUGGACGAGGAGAAAGGCUGGAAAGCAUCUUUGAACCUGAAGCAGGUGAGUCGCGCGCAUCGUGCCCGCAUUAUGCUCUUAUGACGGACUCAUGACCAUCGCGACCGCUACUGCUUCAUCACACAGAUUCUCCAAGGUAUCCAAACUUUGUUGACCGAGCCAAACGCUGCCGAUCCCGCACAAUCGGAUGCUUUCCAGCUCUUCCAGAAGGACAAGGCUCAAUACGAGUGAGUGUCGGCUUUGCGGGCUCGCAUGCCGAAAAGUGGAGCCUGUCGCUGAGCCGGUGCUGCUUGUGCCCACGCUCAGGCGAAGGAUCAGGCAGCAAGCUCAUGAAAGGCGCGACACUACCUAA